AUGUUUGUUUUGUGGAACUGUUCUAAAAUUUCUAGGGAUGGAGCUAUGGAGGAAGUUCCUGCAGGUGAAAAGGAGAAGAAAGGUCUUAUCCAGCUGAGAAAUGAGAUGAUAUAUUACCUAACAGCUCACCCAACAGUUGUGGAAGGAAGUAGUAUUCCAAAAUUACCAAACCUACCGGAACCAAUUAGUUUUGAAAGGGCUUGCAGCAGAUGUGCCCAUCUGUUAACGUGCUCAGUAUAUCAGAAGAGCAUCGAAGAAAUAACCCCAGACCCAUCUCACGCCAUGUCCACACUGAUUCCACAAGCAACAGGACAUCUUAUGCAGAGUCAUUUAGACUAUUUCCGACUUUGGUGCCUACUUCUGCACUUAGAAAUAGCUGUCAACAAGAAGGAUGGUGCCAUUCGAAAUCUUUGGUGUCAGGAUGCUUCCAAAAGGGAAGCUUCAGGUGACUGCCUAUCCUCAUUGAUACUAGACUCAAGUUGUGAGGUUCAAGAAUACGAAGCAGGUUAUUUUCUCCAUACUUUCAUUCGUUCCCCUUGUCACCCUAACCAUGUGAAUUUGGAAGAUGUUGGCCUCCAGGCUUCAGAGAGUGUUGUAAUUUCAUCUCAGACUGAACUUGCUCUAUGUUUAGGAGUUAUUUCAAGCUUCAGAAAUGGAGGAGUUUGUGUCAUCAUGGACCGAAAUCUGAACGACUAUCCCAAUUGGCGAAGCAAAAUUUUUUCUGUUGACCGGUGUGAGUACCAGAACACAAUGAGUAUUAACUUCACAAAUAUUGCCAGGCUUUUGAUGGACACCCCAAGGGCCACUGUUUUAAGGUCACUGAUUAUUGACAAAACUGUACCAUCCUUCAAGAAAGGCCUUCCACAAGAGGUUGUGAGUAAAGGGAAGCACAUCUUGAAGCGGCUGAACAAAAUCCAGCAGCGUGCAGUUCUUAGGACACUGAUGGCAGAUGAUUAUAGCCUUCUUAAGGGCUUUCCUGGCACUGGUAAAACAUCAACAAUUGUUGCCUUGGUUGAGUUGAUGGUUGCCCUAGGUCAUUCAGUUUUACUAACUAGUUACACCCAUUCUGCAGUGGAUAACAUUCUUCUGAAGCUUAAGUCCCUCAACAUCGAUUUUCUACGUCUGGGAAGAAUAGCUCGUAUCCAUCCAGACUUGACUUCAUAUGCUGAUGAAGUGAUUAUAAAGGAUUUCAAGGAUGUAGCCUCAUUGUCAGAAUUCAAUCUACUGGUUAUUGCUUCUACUUGCCUAGGAGCAAACCAUGUACUGUUUACAAAGAGGACCUUUGAUUUCUGCAUUGUAGAUGAAGCUUCUCAGGUUCUUCAGGCUGCAGCACUGGGGCCUCUAUUUCAUGCUUCUCGUUUUGUCUUAGUAGGAGACCCUCAGCAGCUUCCACCAGUGAUACAAAGCUCACAGGCCAAGGAUAUUGGUAUGAGCGAGUCUCUCUUCGUGCGCCUAGAUUCCAUGGGUGCAACAUCCUGUUUGACUGAGCAGUAUCGAAUGAAUGGACAAAUCAUGAAGUUGGCCAAUUGCCUCAUGUAUGAAGGUCAGCUACAGUGUGCGAAUGCUGAACUCGAGGGAAAGACACUAGACUUACCACAUUUUCAGGAGUUGGCUGCUCCAUCAGAUGGUGCUGAUUGGGUAAGGAUAGUGCUGGACCCCAGCAUUGAACAUUCUGUUGUAUUCAUGGACACUUGCGGUCAUGCACCAGAGGAACGAGAUUGUGCAAAAAUGAUCAUCAACAGCAGGGAGACUGCCUGUGUUCUCGUCCUGAUCAAAGCGUUAUUGAAAGCAGGUGUGUGUGCAGAUGACAUAGGUGUAAUCACUCCGUACCGAGCUCAGGUCAAAAAUAUAUCAAACCAUGUAAAGAAAGAGGUUGAAAUGGGGCACAGAGUAGAGGUGAACACAGUUGACCAGUACCAGGGCAGAGACAAAAGUGUCAUUAUUUAUUCAUGUGUGCGGUCAGGCAUAUUACAGGCAGAGGUAAGAAAACAGGUUUUGUCAUUAACUAUUUUGAUUACGUAUCUUAUUUGGAGGAAUAACCCAAAACAGGAAAGUUCGUUUGUGACCAAUAUAAGUUUACCAGAAAAUCUGGUGAAAUAUUUACAAGAUGAACGUCGCCUUAACGUAGCCAUAACUCGUGCAAAGUACAAGCUCAUCCAUGAUUGGAGACAUGCAACAUUACAGCUUUUUAAUCCUUUUAAAAAACUGACGGACAUUUUAGAGUCAUCACAGGUGGUACAAGAUGAAACAUGGCACCGAUGGUUUAGUUGGUCGGAUCCUGGGGUGGUUUUGGCUUUUGUUUAG
Messenger RNA from Macrobrachium nipponense, 2304 nucleotides. RefSeq names its product DNA replication ATP-dependent helicase/nuclease DNA2-like. Bases 1 to 2304 code for a protein of 767 amino acids. Lineage: Eukaryota; Metazoa; Arthropoda; Malacostraca; Decapoda; Palaemonidae. Gene Ontology annotation, molecular function: 5'-flap endonuclease activity; single-stranded DNA helicase activity. Gene Ontology annotation, biological process: replication fork reversal. Gene Ontology annotation, cellular component: cytoplasm. The record is from RefSeq and is a predicted model, not a curated record. The transcript has 15 exons.